Amphiprion ocellaris (clown anemonefish) is the source of this 2329-nucleotide messenger RNA. It is a transcript of the gene dcaf7, whose product is annotated as ddb1 and cul4 associated factor 7. The record is from RefSeq and is a predicted model, not a curated record. Gene Ontology annotation, molecular function: protein binding. Lineage: Eukaryota; Metazoa; Chordata; Actinopteri; Pomacentridae. The transcript is spliced from 7 exons. Gene Ontology annotation, cellular component: nucleus. Bases 224 to 1252 code for a protein of 342 amino acids.
UUACCUUGACGUCUCUUCUGGUCGUAACGAGCAAUGCUACUCUUUGUUAAGUAAAGUGCUGAGAAAUUUUAAUCUGAGGUGGGAUUUGUUUAAUUCAAUAGUCUUUAUCACCAACUCUGCUGACAUUUGUUCUAGUAAGUUAACGUCUUUGGUUGCAGUUCUCCUGCGGAGCUACUUAUUUCGCAGUUAGCUAACGCUAGCGUGUUAGCUGCGGUUCGGGAGGAUGUCGCUUCACGGUAAGAGAAAAGAAAUCUACAAAUACGAGGCGCCAUGGACGGUGUACGCCAUGAACUGGAGCGUCCGUCCCGACAAACGCUUUCGCCUGGCGCUGGGGAGCUUCGUGGAGGAAUAUAACAACAAGGUCCAGCUGGUGGGUCUGGAGGAGGAGAGCUCAGAGUUCGUCUGCAGGAACACGUUUGACCAUCCGUACCCCACCACCAAGAUCAUGUGGAUCCCGGACACCAAGGGGGUUUACCCGGACCUGCUGGCCACCAGCGGGGACUACCUGCGCAUCUGGAGGGUCAGCGACACAGAAACACGUCUCGAAUGUUUGCUGAAUAACAACAAGAACUCAGACUUCUGUGCUCCUCUCACCUCCUUCGACUGGAAUGAAGUUGAUCCCAAUCUGCUGGGCACAUCCAGCAUCGACACCACCUGCACUAUCUGGGGGCUGGAGACCGGUCAGGUGUUAGGACGAGUUAACCUGGUGUCCGGACAUGUGAAGACUCAGCUGAUCGCUCACGACAAAGAGGUGUAUGACAUCGCGUUCAGCCGUGCAGGAGGCGGUCGCGAUAUGUUUGCGUCUGUGGGAGCUGAUGGGUCCGUCCGCAUGUUUGACCUCCGACACCUCGAGCACAGCACCAUCAUCUAUGAAGAUCCUCAGCACCACCCGCUGCUCCGCCUCUGCUGGAACAAACAGGACCCCAACUAUCUGGCCACAAUGGCCAUGGAUGGCAUGGAGGUGGUCAUCCUAGACGUCCGUGUGCCAUGUACUCCAGUGGCUCGACUCAACAACCAUCGCGCCUGCGUUAACGGCAUCGCCUGGGCUCCUCACUCCUCGUGUCACAUCUGCACUGCAGCCGACGACCACCAGGCUCUGAUCUGGGACAUCCAGCAGAUGCCCAGAGCCAUUGAGGAUCCCAUUCUGGCCUACACGGCUGAAGGGGAGAUCAACAACGUGCAGUGGGCGUCCACGCAGCCGGACUGGAUUGCCAUCUGCUACAACAACUGCCUGGAGAUCCUGCGUGUCUAAAGCGUUGGAGACGGAGCGCUGUUUCAAAUUUGGACUUUUUUCAGUCCUCAUCCCUUCUUCUUCCAGGACAAGGAUUGAGGCCACGAGUGAACUUUCGGAACGUGUUUGGAGUAUCACAUACCUACUCCGCAAUAACCUGGUUUACAUUUUGUUUUUGUUUUUUUUUUUGGCCACGUCUCUACUCCACUGUUCUUCUAUUAAAAACGUGUUUAAGCUCUUAUUUAUUUUGCUCACAAGGUAGUGUUCAGCAGAGCUCUGCGCCGUUGUCGAUGAAAGUCGGAUUUUUAUACGUGUAGGUGUGGUUUCAGCCAGCUGUGAGAUUAUCAUGAAGGGUUUAGAUGUUGUGCAUUUCAUCUGUUUUAGUUUGUCAGGGUUGAUACAAACUGCUGUAGGUGGCAGAAGAUGACCUCUCUAAUGCGUCUGUUGUAGCCUUCUUGUGGAUACAUACCAUAUUACUGGUGAUUCAUGGAUCAGUAUAUUCUAGUCUUGUUUACCCUCGUGGCAAUUUAAGCUGUUAAAUUUGUCAAAUGGGUGUGUGUCCAGUAUCCUCUCUACAAGUGUCCGGGUUCAGACUCGUGACCUGUGCUACUUCUAAGAAUUGUAAAAUAACCUGAGAGGGAUUCGUGUCGUCACUGCAGUGGUGUCCGUCAUCUUAUGGUGUGUUUUAGUUUGACUGGUGCCGCUGAGAAGCAACCAGCAACACUGACAACCUACCAGAGCAAUGUUGUUCAGCCUUUUAGCUCCCUAAUUACUCUCUUCUUCUUCUUCGUUUUUAUUUGUAGAAGAUUGUGCUUGGAAAGCUGCAUUUUUUUCUUUGUUAGAGUGAGUUGUGAAAUGGAAGGAAAAAACAAUUUUCUGACUGCAUCUUUGUCUGCCUCUCUUCUUUUUUUUUUGUUGUUUUCAGUAAUUAAAGGGUCAUGUCCUUGUAGCAUGCCAUUACAAGGCAAACUGUACAUACAUAUAAAUAUAUCAACUUAAGAUGUUGGUAAGCCAAGUGUUCAUGUUGUAGCUUUUUUCAUAAAGUUUAUUAUUGAAUUUGCUCUAAUAAAUUGUAUUCCUCCAUGUCUUAGAAACUAA